Molecule: messenger RNA, 2164 nt
Organism: Hylaeus anthracinus
Lineage: Eukaryota; Metazoa; Arthropoda; Insecta; Hymenoptera; Colletidae
Product: mitochondrial nicotinamide adenine dinucleotide transporter SLC25A51
Exons: 3
Coding region: 742-1602 (286 amino acids)
Source: RefSeq, a predicted model, not a curated record
AGAAUUAGAUAACUAUCUUUUACCUACUGCUGUUUGAUCGUUACUAAUCGCCGUUAUUAUUCUCUAUUAUUGCUUUUAUCUUGCAUUGAUAGAAUUUAAAUAAUAAAAUCAAUCGAUAUUGCAAGAUAAAUUCGAUUGCAUAUAUUUUUCUUCUCGAUAUCAAUGUAUCAUAUUUCUUUUGCGUCUUAGAUAAUUUAUAUUCUGAUGUAUCAAAAAUAACGAACGAGUCAAUUCGUAUUAUUUUAUCGUCUAUAUUUUCGAGUCUAAAUAGUAAUCAAAAAUGCCACGCUACAUCGCAAAUAUACGUUAGAUCAUAGUUCUUUUCUAACAAUAACUGAAAAUACAGAAAAUCGGUUGAUUUGUUCUUUUUGAAAGUAGCACGAGGUUUGAUUGGUUUACACAUAUUAUCAUUCUAAUUGGACACCUUUGUCACCUGGCCUUGCAGAAAGUGCUUUAAAAUCUUGACGUUACAACGAAAUGUGAGUAAUUGGAACCGCUUAUUCCAAUAUUCGGCGAAGAAAUGUGGAAGUUUGGUGAAUUGUGGCAUACGACAUAUUGAAUAUACCAUGCACGCAUGUAAACGGAGAAUAUGGGUUGAAUAAUAAAUUGCACAAGAUGUAAAUGAAUUAUUCGAUCCUAACAAUUUGGAAAGAAUGAUGAUACAUAAAGAAGAUAAACAUAUAUGAUUGGCUGUUCUAAAUUGUAGUAGUCUAUAAAUAAAUUAUUCUAUAAAAUAUUAAUAUGAGUAACGUUACUUCACAAAACGUUUCAAUAGGAUCAUUGUUAGCGCUUAAGAAAAAUGAUUUUAAAGAAUUUGUUUGUGGUUGGGGGGCUGCUGUCAUUAACGUCUCUGUUACCUUUCCUAUUAACAAAAUUAUAUUUAGACAGAUUUUGGAAGGAGUACCAGCUAAUACUGCGUUGCAACAAAUAUCUAAAGAAGGUGUACGGUUAUUGUAUCGUGGAAUUUUACCACCCCUUUGCCAAAAAACAUUGUCGCUUAGUAUAAUGUUCAGUAUGUAUGAAGGAUGCAAAGAUCGUUUGUACAUGUUAACGAACAAUGAUAUAUUAGUUAGAGUAUUAGCAGCUCAUUUUGCUGGCACUGCUGAGGCUAUACUUACACCGCUUGAAAGAGUACAAACAUUGUUGCAAGAUUGGCGGUAUCAUGGUAAAUUGAAGAACACUUCUCAUGCAUUUAAAUAUUUAUUAAAAAAUUAUGGUAUAUCGGAAUGUUAUCGUGGUUUAGUUCCAAUUGUAUGUAGGAAUGGUAGCUCUAAUCUCAUGUUCUUUGUUUUAAGAGAACAAUCGAAACGGUUAAUGGGCGAACAUGAUUCGUUAUUAACGAGUUUCAUUAAUGGUGCUUUAAUAGGUGGCUUCACAAGUACUGUAUUUUAUCCGAUGAAUGUAGUAAAAAUUCAUAUGCAGUCGAAAAUAGGCGGUAAUUUUGAGAAGUUUCUGACUGUCACUCGUGAAAUAUAUAUUACAAGAAACAGAAAUAUAAUGGCAUUUUAUAAAGGUGUACACUUGAAUUACAUGAGGUCGUUUAUUAGUUGGGGUGUGAUAAACACAUCUUAUGACUUCUUAAAAGGAAUCCUAUUUCGAUAAUAACAAACAAUAGAAAUAUUUAUAUAAAAAAAUAUUAGUUAUUCUAAUUAAAACUAUUAAUCGCACACUUUUCUCGCAAUUAAUAAUUAGCAUGAAGAUCUAUACAGUAUUCAGGGUACUAUAGAAAAAUAUUAAUUUCUUUACUCGUUUUUGUAACCGAAUAAUUUUGCAAUAAGAAAAAAAUGAAAUUUAUAACUUAUGAUUCUUGCAAAUAUUGUAAAAAAUAUUAUAAAGUAUUAUUUUUUUAAUAAGAAUAAAUAAAUGUAAAUGAUGAUAAUUGAAAUUUGUAAGUACAUUACAUUAGACUGUAAAGAAAAUGAUUUCUUAUUUAUUUAAAAAGCGAAUGAAAUAGUUCCAUUUAGUUUCACUAUGCAUUUAUCAUAUAUAUAAGAUCAUUCGAAUAAUAGUCAAUAUAGAACAAUAAAAUGAUUUCUUUGUGAUUAGAAAUAUUGUACUUGAUAACUUUUGGGACAGAUGAAUAUGGAAUAUUUUUUAUUGUGCCAAAAUUAUAUACCACUAACAAUGUACAAAAUAUUAUAACACAGGAUAUAACUUUAUAAAA